CUUAAAAAAAAACUUGCACAACGAUGUUAAACUUUGUGCUAUCUUUGUUAAUCAUUACAAGCUUCGUUGACUCAAAUCCAAUGAGUCCCCAAGAUCUUUUAGAAAAAAUUAAACCUAAUUUCGAGAUGGCGGAAAAUGCAACUCAAAAUCAACCUGAAUUGAGUGACGCCCACGAAAUAAUUAACGACCUUUCCAUAUCCAUCGCUUCAAUGUCCGCCGCUGAGAAGAAAUUGAAAACUGAACUUCAAACCCUCCACAGCAACUUAGAUGAGCUCUUAAACGAAGCUAAGAACUCCGAAGAAAAAGCUAAAAAGGCCAUGGUUGAUACCGCGAGAUUAGCCGAUGAACUUCGCGUGGAACAAGAUCACGCCCAAAUCCAAGAAAAACUCCGCAAAGCCCUCGCAAACCAAAUUAUAAAUCUCCAACUUCGUGUGGAAGAAGUCGAGGCUAAAUUGGAGCAAAGGAGACUCGCAAAAUAUAACUAAUUAAUAAUCGAAAUGAUCAUAAUCAUUUCGAUUCAGAUUUAGAAGACAAUCUUUUAUUUAAAAAUCGAACGUUAUGUUAGAGGAUUUCAAUAAUUAAAUAAAAAAGAUUAUGGAAGGA
This is a messenger RNA of Onthophagus taurus, 603 nucleotides long. RefSeq names its product myosin heavy chain, muscle-like. NCBI's taxonomy places the organism in Eukaryota, Metazoa, Arthropoda, Insecta, Coleoptera, Scarabaeidae. The record is from RefSeq and is a predicted model, not a curated record.